This is a messenger RNA of Cladophialophora immunda, 1515 nucleotides long. RefSeq lists its product as uncharacterized. The transcript is spliced from 4 exons. Gene Ontology annotation, cellular component: fungal-type vacuole membrane. The record is from RefSeq and is a predicted model, not a curated record. Bases 58 to 1446 code for a protein of 462 amino acids. Gene Ontology annotation, molecular function: transmembrane transporter activity. Lineage: Eukaryota; Fungi; Ascomycota; Eurotiomycetes; Chaetothyriales; Herpotrichiellaceae. Gene Ontology annotation, biological process: transmembrane transport.
CUACGAGUGCCCCUGCUAGAUCUGCUCGCAGCCGACACCGCGGCUCAAUGGUACACCAUGGAUGGAAGAACCACCUCUAGCUCACUAACUGCGUCCAUUGGGCUCGAACCGCAGGAAUCCAUUCAACUGCGCACCGCGGACGAUGAGUCUGGCGACGAACGCAUCGUCGUCCCUACCAAUGCACAGCCUGCUAUGCGACCGGUCUCUCGGAAACGACAGACAGUCAUCCUCUUCUGUGCCUUCUUCGACGUCGUCAUCACCAUCGGUCUGAAUCAAGCCUACGGUGUCUUUCUCAAUUAUUACCUUUCCGACGGGAGCAGUGCGAAAGAUCCGUUUCUUUCGCCGAGCGAAGCUUCCAGCAAGGCAAUGCUGGCAUUUGUGGGCACUCUGGCCGCUGGUUUGACCUGGGGUGGGAGCAUUGUUGUUAACCCGCUCAUGGCGAGAUCCAAGGAUCCAAGGUGGCUGACCGGCGCGGGAGCAGUGCUUAUUGGAAUGGGUUAUGUGCUUGCGAGCUUCUGUCACAAGGUAUGGCAGCUCCUUCUUACACAGGGUCUGAUCUACGGCAUCGGCACCUCUUUGAUGUACUUUCCCAUCCUCGCCGUGGCGCCAGAGUACUUUGACGCCCAUCGUGGCUCCGCUAUGGGCUUUAUUCUGUCAGCAGCCGGAGUAGGAGGGCUUGUCUACGCACCUGCAGCCCGCGCACUCCUGGCGAAUAUGGGGGCCGCCUGGACUUUGCGCAUCUUUGGGCUCGUCAAUUUCGUCUUGUGCAUCCCCAUUGUGCUAGGGACGCCACAGUCACGGAGCCUCUCCAAGCGGCCGACGUUGGUGGAUAUCAGGCUGGCCAAACGGCCCACCUUCAUUCUACAAGCGACAGCUGCAAUGGCUCAGGCGGCAGGAAAUCUGGUCCCGCUGACCUUUCUCCCUGAGUUUAGUACGAGGUUAGGGUAUACAGCUGCCUUUGGUGCGGGGCUUCUCUCGGUGAACAACGCUGUCAACACGAUUAGUCGGAUAGCGAUGGGCUUCAUCGCCGAUGUUGCAGGCAGACAAAACACCCUGGUCCUCAGCGUCCUUGGUAGUGCCAUAACCGUCGUGGCAUUUUGGCUCUCCAGCGCCUAUGGGGCUGAUAUGGGAUUGUGGAUAACGUUUGUGGUGACCUAUGGCCUGUUCGCCGGCGGAUACAACUCUCUCUUCCCUACCACGGUGAUCGAGGUGUUCGGUGCACAGGCAUACGCGUCAGUCAACGGUUUCAUUUACUUCAUCCGCGGUCUAGGGGCCUUUUGGGGCUCGCCAGUGGGUGGUGCAUUGGUUGCAGACGGCAAACAUCCGCAAGCGUUUAUCAACCUCAUCUGGUAUGAUUUUGGACUGCUGAUGCUGUCGAGUAUCUGUGUGAUUGCGGUCCGCGGGUUGGAUGCGGCAGAGAAAGGCCAAUUCAAGCUGAAGGCUUGAUUGAUUCUCCCUCUCGCUCGGCGUUCAAAGAAGUGUUACUACUAUCAUGGAGAGAAUCCCGACUCAAGC